AUGAUUGAUGCUCCGCUAAUACGGAUUGCCUACCCGCGAGCGAGGGGGGUGGUAAUCGACAGUGGCGGCGUUUGGUUUUUCAGUUCCGUUGCAAACGGCGAUUAUUCUUCUCUCAUGACCGCCCCUGAAAACAACAGCAACGAGAACGCGGCCAAGAACAUUGCCGUGCUGGGUUCGACCGGCAGUAUCGGCACCAGUGCCCUGGAAGUGAUCGAGGGGGCUGAGGGCCGUCUGCGAGCCGUAGGGCUAUCGGCCCACCGCAGCACGCAGCUACUCGAACAGCAGGCCGCUCAGUUCGCUCCGGCGUGGAUAGCCGUAACCGACGAAGAAGCGGCCUCUGGACACAACUGGGACCGCCUGUGCCGGGAGGUGGAGUGCCUGGUAGGGCAAGACGCGCUGGAGCAGGCGGUCCGCCGGGACGACGUCGAUAUCGUGCUAGCGGCGAUCGUUGGCAGUGCGGGGCUCCGCAGCACCUGGGCGGCCCUGGAUGCCGGAAAAACCGUGGCUUUGGCCAACAAAGAGACGCUGGUGAUGGCCGGGUCGCUGGCCACCGAAUUGGCCGCCGAGCGGGGUGCUAGCAUCCUGCCGGUCGACAGCGAACACUGUGCGAUCUUUCAGGCGCUGGACGCCGGUCGCAAGCAAGACGUGAAGCGGAUUGUGCUGACUGCUAGCGGAGGGCCGUUCCGGAAAUACUCCACCGACCAGCUUCAGCAUGUGACGAUUGAAGAUGCCCUAAAUCAUCCCACGUGGGACAUGGGGCCCAAGAUCACGGUCGACUCGGCCACCAUGAUGAAUAAGGCCCUGGAAGUGAUCGAGGCCCGGUGGCUGUUCGAUCUGCCGGUCGAGCAGAUCGACGUGGUAAUUCACCCGCAAUCGGUCGUGCAUUCGAUGGUGGAAUUCGUCGACGGCUCGGUGAUUGCCCAGUUGAGCCCCCCGGACAUGAAACUGCCGAUUCAGUAUGCGUUUAGCUAUCCCGAGCGUUGGCCGGGGGUGGCCGAGCAACUGGAUUGGUCGCAGGCCUUUCAGUUGGAGUUCGAACCCCCCGACUUCGAGCGUUUUGGCGCCCUACGGUUGGGGAUGGAGGCUGCCGCUUCCGGCGGCACCAGUGGGGCGGUGCUAAACGCCGCCAACGAGGCUGCUGUGGCGGCCUUCCUGGCCGGAGAGCUGGCCUUUACCGAGAUUGUGGCCGCCUGCCGUGGCGUGCUAGAACAUCAUGACUUCGAUCCAAAACCUUCAUUAGACACGUUGCUCGAGCUAGAUCGCUGGGCGCGUAAGGUGGCCAUUGCACUGGGCUUGGUGAUCUUCGUUCAUGAGCUGGGGCACUUUGCCGUAGCCAAGCUGUGCGGUGUGAAGUGCGAGAAGUUCUACCUUGGCUUCGACAUCUACGGCCUGAAGCUGGCCAAGUUCACCUACGGCGAAACCGAAUACGGCAUCGGCAUUCUGCCCUUGGGCGGAUACGUGAAGAUGCUGGGGCAGGAAGACAAUCCAGCCCGGGUGGCCGAAGAAUUGGAACGCGCGAAGAUGGCGCAUCAACCGGGUGCCGAGCAUUCGAGUGAUCCUCAGGCCGUCGCGGAAGAAGCCGAACGCGAACACCACUUGGCCGACGUUGGUGUGCAAGGGUUCGAUGCCUCGGGUCAGCCGAUCUACAACCCACGGAGUUAUAUGGCGAAGAGCGUCCCCCAGCGGAUGGCCAUCAUUUCGGCCGGCGUGGUGAUGAACGUGAUCUUCGCCUUCAUCGUGGCUUCGAUCGCCUACUGGAUUGGCAUCGUGGGGCCCGACUAUUCGCCGGUGAUUGUUGGUGGAACUUCUCCCGGCAGUCCGGCGUGGCAGGCCGACCUGCGGGUGGACGACGAAGUGAUCCAGAUCGGCGGGGUGCAGAACCCCCAAUUCCGCGAACUGCGCAAUGCGGUGACCUUGGGUAAUGUGGACACCGGCGUGGAUGUCGAACUCAAGCGAGCCGACACCGGAACGGUCGAGACCCUCAAUAUCAUUCCCGAUUCUCUAGGACCGAUCGCACUGAUUGGUCUUUCGGGCCCCCGCACUUUGGAAGUUCUCGUUCCCGAGCGGGAAGGAGAAUUCGACGGGGUUCAACUGCAGAGCACCCCGCCGCUGGAAGAUGGCGAUGAGAUUGUUUCGGUGAAUGGCCAGCCUGCGACGACCUUUGGCGACUUGAGUCGGGCGAUGGCGUUGCAUCCAGAUGAACCGCUGAAACUGGAAGUGCUGCGAGGAAAAACGAAGAACAACGACGGCGAGAAGAUCGCCGUGGAAGUAGCUCCCCGUCCGAUGCGUACGCUGGGCCUUUCGAUGCAGCUGGGCCCGAUCACCGCGGUGCAGGCCGGUUCGCCCGCCGAAAUCGCGGGACUGAAGCCGGGCGAUCGCCUGCUGGAGAUCGACGGCGAGCCGAUUGAAGAUCCGAUUCGGCUGGCCGACGUGCUUCGCUCUAAGGCCGGGCAAACCGUCUCGCUCACAAUCGAGCGGAAGGACGAGGAAGGCACGCAGACCAUCGAGAAUGUCGAGCUGCGACCCACGACCGAACUGGCGAGCAUCAGCGACUUGCUGAACAUGUCACUAAUCAAGCAGGGACAACCCGUGGUGGUGCCUGCGUUGGGUGUGGCCUAUCGAGUGUCGAACCAGGUUCAAGCAGUGGCUGCUGAUGGUCCCGCGGCGGGCAAGGUUUCGCCUGGACAGAAGAUCGUCGGGGCGAAGAUCAUUCCACCCAAGGAUGCCAAGCCGGCGGGGCGGUUCGAGGAAAUCGAGUUCCGAUUCACCGAGGAAGACGAGCAGGCCAACUUCCCCACACUGCUGGCCGCCGUGCAGGAAUUUCCUGCCGACUCAACCGUCGAAUUGCAACUGAGCGACAGUUCGGAAGUGGCCGAAGUGGAGACAGUGACGCUCGGUUCUGAGCUGGCCAGCGAUUGGUUCAAUCCCGAUCGGGCGCUGAUCACCCAACCGAUGGAUGGGAAGCUGCGAGCCACUUCGAUUGCCCAAGCCUUGGAACUGGGGGCAUUGGAAACCAAAGAUUCGCUGCUGAUGGUCUUCAGCUUCUUACAGAAAUUGGGCGGACAGAUUUCCCCCCGCAUGCUGGGCGGACCAGUCACCAUCUUCAAGGUGGCCAAGCAACAAGCCGACGCGGGUCUCUCUGAGCUGCUGAUCUUCGUGUGCAUGCUUAGUGCGAACCUGGCGGUCAUCAACUUCCUGCCGAUCCCGUCCAUCGCGGAACGAGACUUUAAGCUAGCGGCUCGAUCUGCUUCACCCCCGAGCCGUACCAUGUCGCGUUUGACGUCUCCUGACGAAAUCGAAGCCGUACUGUUCGACGCGGUGGGCACGUUGAUUCGGCCUGCACGAUCGAUUGCGGAGACGUAUGCUGAAAUUGGACGGCGGCACGACGUCGACCUGCCCGAAGACGAGAUCAACGCCCGAUUUCGUAGGGCGUUUACCCAGCAAGAGCAACUGGACACUUCGGCUGAUGGUGGGCAAACCAGCGAACCACGCGAGGUCGAGCGGUGGCGGACGAUCGUGCGCGAAGUGUUCGAGCAUCCAGGGAGUUUGGAGCCGCUAUUCGCCGAGCUGUGGGACUACUUCAGCGACCCGGCGGCGUGGACUGUAGAUGCAAGUGUGGCUGAAGUGGUGCGGCGAAUUCGUCAGUCUUGCCGCAAGGUGGGGGUGGCUUCGAACUUUGAUCAUCGCUUGCGGUCGAUCGCCAGUGCGGUGCCGGAGUUGCAGGACUGUCCGCUGUUCAUUUCCUCAGAAGUUGGUUGGCGGAAGCCUCGCGAGGAAUUCUAUCGCUCGAUCGAAGCAGAGCUGUCACUGCCGGCGUCGCGGCUGUUGAUGGUAGGCGACGACCUGGUGAACGACUACCAGGGUGCAACGCAGGCCGGCUGGCAGGCCAUCUUUCUACACCGUCGCGAUCGCGGGAAGGCCGCCACGGCGGUGGAUGGCGAAGCGACGGUUGAACCACGCGUGGAUACCCUUGAGCAAGCGCCCGUGGUGCCUGAGAAGGAUGUCGAUCUCGUGAAUUCGCCUUGUGGCGUGUCUGGGGUAAGCGACCGCGCAGCGAAGGCGGUUUUGAGUAUUCUGUUCAUCGCUUGCGCGAGUAGCGUGAGCGUUGCGCAGAUGCCCAAUCCUCAAGCUGCAUCGGCCACCCCGACCGCUCAAGAGAUGAUUAGCGACGUGCGGAUCGUGGGUAACGAAUCGAUUCCGGUGGCAAAGAUCAAACCGCACAUUCGCACCCGUCCCGACCGACCUUUCGAUAUCGAACUGGUCGAGCAGGACGUGCGCAAGCUGAACGAUACGCGGAUGUUCGUGCAUGUGCGUCCGUUGUACGACCGCACGCCCAACGGCGUGGUUGUCAUCUUUGAGGUAAGGGAACGCCCCACCGUUCAAUACAUUCGCUACGUGGGCAACGAUCGCAUUAAAGACAAAGGGUUGGGAAAGAAAGUCGAACUGAAGGUCGGCGACUCGCUCGAUCCGUUCUCCAUUGACGAGGCCCGACGGCGUCUCGAAGACUUCUAUCACGAGAAGGGCUUCCGCAAAGCUCGGGUCGAAGUGCAAGAAGGCGGACAGCUCACCGACAAAGGGGCCGUAUUCAAGAUUAAUGAAGGUCCCCGCCAACGCGUGCGUUGGGUCUCUUUUGAAGGGAACUACAUUGCUUCUGAUUCGCGGUUAAAGACGCAGAUUAAGUCGAAGCCGCCGAUCGCCUACAUCGUAAAAGGCUACUACGACGAAGAACAGAUUGCCAGCGAUGUCGACCGUUUGACCAAGUACUACCGCAGCCUGGGAUUCUUUCAGGCCAAGGUGGGUCGCGAGGUUGAGUUCAAUGAGAACGGGGAAUGGGCUAACGUGACUUUCGUGAUCGACGAAGGUCUGCGUUACAAAGUUCGCAACGUCUCGUUCAUUGGUAAUGAAGUACUCGGAGAAGAUUUCCUGCGGACCGACAUGGAGGUCGCCUCGGGAGAAUUCUUCGACCAGGCAUUGCUGAACAACGAUAUUGCCCGCAUCCAAGAUGAGUACGGCAUUCGUGGCUACAUCUAUGCCGACACCAAUGCCGACACCCGAUUCUUAGAAGAGCCAGGCACGCUGGACAUUGUGUAUGUGAUUGAAGAGGGUGAGCGGUUCCGCAUCGGCGAUGUGAAUGUUCACAUCGGGGGCGACAACCCGCAUACCCGCAUCACGACCAUCAUGAAUCGCCUUUCGGUGCGGCCCGGCGAUAUUGCCAGCACGCGAGAGUUGCAAGACAGCGAGCGGCGGAUCAAGGCGGCUCAGAUCUUCAACACGAACCCGCAACAGGGCGGGUUACCGAAAGUUUCCUUCGGCACGCCGAACUUCGAUGGCACGGAGACGGGGAUCGCGAACCGUUCGGCGCCUUCGCCACGCGGUCAAAGCCCCGACCCGCCGCAGAGCCAUGCUACGAAUCGCCCGGCACCCGAAGAGCAGCCGAAGCGGAUCAAUGCGGGCCAAUCGACCGAUUCAACCCGCGGCCCCGUGGUUCGCGGUCAGUCGCCCGGCACGGGUCGCUUGAUGCCCAGCCCGGCACCGUUGGUCCCCAACAUGUCGACCAACACAGGUACCUAUCCGCCGGCGGCGAACUACAACACCCCGCAGCAGCAAUACACAACGCAGCAACCUGCUGCUCCACAACAGCAAUACGUGCCACAGCAGCAGUAUCCGCAACAACAGUACGCGCAGCCGCAGUAUUCGGCUCCGCAAAACACAGGGCCUCCGAGUGCCCCGCCACCGGUGGUGACUUAUCCGCCGGCGAAUACUUCGGUGCAGACCGCUCCGCCGGCGAACGUCGCCCCGUGGAAUGCGGGUCAGCCGCCGGCGAAUCUUCCCCAGCAAGUGGGACCACCGCAGGGUGGCAACACCGGGUUUGGGGCACCUCCGCAGGUGACGUACCCGCCGGCGUAUCCAGGGCCCGGUGGUGGCGGGCUGCCGCCUCCUUACUUCCAACGUGAUGCUGCCCCGCAGGUGCAAACCUUGCCACGUGGUGGUGCGACGACCGAAGACGAGAUCUUUCCGCCCGGGGGAUACAACUACCUCGACCCCACGGUGGAUAUCGAUGCGUACGCCGAAGAGACUCAGACCGGCCGGUUGAUGUUCGGUGUGGGUAUCAACUCCGACGCGGGUCUGGUCGGUAACAUCGUGCUGGACGAGCAGAACUUCGACUUGUUCCGCCCGCCCACGAGUUGGGAAGACGUUCGCAACGGGUCGGCUUUCCGCGGUCGUGGCCAGCAGUUCCGUAUUGAAGCUGUGCCCGGUACCGAAUUGCAGCGGUACAUGUUCAACUUCCGCGAGCCUUACCUGUUUGACACGCAGGUGCAGUUCGGCGUGAGUGCUUACCUGUUCGAUCGCCGGUUCUUGAGCUGGGACGAACAACGCCUUGGCGGACGAUUGACCUUGGGUUACCAGUUCGCCCCCGAUCUCUCGGGUUCGGUAUUCGUACGGGGUGAGCGGGUGAAUAUCAGCGAUGUGGCAGUACCCACUCCGGCCGAAUUGGCCGCGGCUGAAGGUGACAGCGACCUGUUCGUCGGUGGUGUCACUCUGGCGCAUAACACUCGGGAUAACAACUUCCUGCCGACCGAAGGUCACUUGAUCGAACUGACGCUGGAACAAGCCUUCGGCACGUACGAGUUCCCGCGAGCCGGGGUCGAUGCCCGGCAACACUUCCUGGUUCGCCAACGUCCUGAUGGUUCCGGACGACACGUGCUCUCGUUCAGCGGUCGGCUUGGUUUCACGGGAAGUGACACGCCGAUUUACGAGAACUACUUUGCUGGUGGUUUCUCGACCAUCCGCGGUUUCGACUUCCGCGGUGCAUCGCCGAAUGAGUUGGGCGUGUAUGUCGGUGGUGAGUUCCUGAUGCUGGGUUCGGUCGAGUACCUGUUCCCGAUCACGGCCAACGACAUGCUUCGCGGUGUGGUCUUCUGCGACACCGGUACGGUCGAGGAGAGCAUCGAGCUAAACUCGGAGAACUACCGUGUGGCCCCGGGUUUUGGUCUGCGGAUUAGCGUUCCGGCGUUAGGUCCGGCACCCAUCGCAUUGGACUUGGCCUUCCCAGUCGCUCAUGCCGACACGGACGAUCUCCGCAACUUCAGCUUCUUCGUCGGCUUCGGACGAUAA
Messenger RNA from Cladocopium goreaui, 7116 nucleotides. The record is from the annotation of a GenBank genome assembly. NCBI's taxonomy places the organism in Eukaryota, Dinophyceae, Suessiales, Symbiodiniaceae.